Messenger RNA from Syngnathoides biaculeatus (alligator pipefish), 2670 nucleotides. Its product is annotated as formin-binding protein 1-like. The coding region runs from base 258 to 2213 and encodes 651 amino acids. Gene Ontology annotation, biological process: signal transduction. Gene Ontology annotation, molecular function: protein binding. NCBI's taxonomy places the organism in Eukaryota, Metazoa, Chordata, Actinopteri, Syngnathiformes, Syngnathidae. The transcript is spliced from 18 exons. The record is from RefSeq and is a predicted model, not a curated record.
CGCAGUCUGUGUCGAAGCGCCGCGGUCACGUGACGGACGUGGGCCGAAGAACCGUCGGUCUCGGGCACGCCUGAACCUGUGACGUCACUCAUUCACUUUUACCAAACACAAAAGCGGGUUUGCGUGCUCGCGCAGCCCUGAAUAAUGGUCCAGGUCCAGGUCUACGUAAUUGUCCGAGACUACAUCGUAGUCCGGGUCUGCAUACUAGUCAAAGUCUGAGCUCAGAUGCAGGUUCAGGUGUGGUCUUUCAAGCCUAAAUGCAAAUGAAACUCAAUGCCCAAGUCGGCGUCUGGUCUUCGCUGCAGCACAAAUCUACGAGUGCUCAUCCGUCGCCCGAGUGUUUGAGGUGGUAUACUGUCUGGUUUCAAGUCCAGGUCCAGCGUUUGGUGCAGGCCUUGUAUCAGGAUCAGUUCGACAAUCUGGAGAAACACACCGGCUGGGGCAUCGACUUCCUGGAGAAAUACACAAAGUUCGUCAAAGAACGAGCGGACAUCGAACUCAACUACGCGAAACAGAUCAGAAACCUGUCGAAGAAAUACCUUCCCAAGAGGAGCAGAGAAGAGGACAACAGGUACACGUGGUGCGUGGCCUUCGGCGCCACCCUUCAGCAGCUCGGCGAGUUGGCGGCGCAGAGGGAGCUCGUCGCCGAGAGCCUCAACUCGCACGUCGCCGCCGACCUCAGCAGGUUCACGCACGACCUCAAGGCUGAGAGGAAGGCGCAUUUCCAAGAUGGCCGCCGUGCCCAGCAGCACAUUGAAAAUUCCUGGAAGCAACUGGAGUCUGCAAAACGACGUUUCGAGCGCGACAGUAAGGAGGCGGAACGAGCGCAGCACUCGUGCGACAGGAUGGACAACGCGGACAACAACGCGGACGGCGAGAAGCGCUGCUCCUUUAAGGCUCGUCAGGGGGCGCAACAAAAACAACAAACGGCCCAGGAGUCCAAGAAGGAAUAUUUGAGCACUUUGAAGCAGUUUAACCAGGACCAGCACCAGCACUACCACACGAUGGUUCCCGUUAUAUACCAGCGCAUCCAGGAAAUGGAGGAGCGUCGCAUCGAGUGCGUGAGUUCGGCCAUGCGCUUGUCGGCCGAGGCGGAGAAAAAAUCCCUCCCUGUCGUCAGCCGCUGUUUGGACGCCAUGGUGGACGCCGCGGAGAGCAUCCAGGCCCAGAUGGACACGCGCUCGGUGGCGCGCGCGUACAAGUCUGGCUUCGAGCCGCCGGGCGACGUGGACCCGGAGGACUUUGGUGCCUCCAUGAGGCGGAGCAUCUCAGAGUCCAGCUACCUGGACGAGCGCGCGGAGGGGCGGCGGCAGAGCAGGAAGCUGUGGCCUUUCCUCCGCAAAAAUAAACUGCUGAAUCUCCUGCCGUCGCCUCGGCAGCCGCCGCCGCCGCCGCCCGCCUCGCCUUCGCCGGGCCACGCGGCCGCCGGCCCCCCGUCCCCGCCCUCGAGCGCCAGGGAACCGAUCGCCCAGCGUCUUAACGACCUGAUGACGUCCGGCUCCCGAACCAGGAAGCAGUGCCUGCGCAGCCUCAAGAGAGGACUGUCCCUCAAACUGGGCUCCGCCCCUCCGGACUGCAGCCAUCUUCCUGCCGAGCAAAGGCGGAAAAAACUGCAAACCAGAAUUCACCACAUCGGACAAGAAAUCCUGCGAGAGCGAGAGCAAAGAGAGGCGCUGGUGAAGAUGAAGGCGGUGUACCAACAGAACCCGACCUUGGGAGACGGCGCCACCCUGGAGCCGCGGUUGGACGAAGUCAGACGGAGCUUGCACAGACUGGAGGAGGAGCUUAGGAACAACCAGGCGUGGCUGAUGGAGGCCGAACAGGGCACUGAGGGAUCUAUUCCGGGAACCCUGAAACAGAUCAAUGCCACAAGUCCAGACAGCAGAGAAAGUCCCGACGGCAGCUACACGGAAGAUCAGAGCGCCGAAGUUCGCUUCUCCAAGUCUCGAAGCUCCGAUUUCGACGACGACUUCGACGACGACGAGCCGCUGGCCAGCAUCGGAACCUGCAAGUCGCUCUACCCGUUCCGAGGUCAGAACGAGGGCACCCUGUCCAUGUGCGAAGGAGAACUUCUCAGCUUAGUGGAGGAGGACAAAGGCGACGGCUGGACGAGAGUGCGAAGGAACGCAGAAGAAGAAGGAUACGUGCCCACCUCCUACAUUCAGGUCUUCGUGGAGGCCAAAGGUUUCGUGCAGACGAGUCGGCUGGUGUGAGGCGCUCGAAGACGGCAGAUGGCGGCGCCGUCGCGUCCCGCGCCUUUGAGCCGGGUUGCCGUGACAACUGUUGCCGGGGGAACGCGGCGAAGCCCGCCGUCCGACUUAUUUGGAGGCCCGUCGUCGGCAGGCGUGCGCAAACCCCCGGUCGUUUUUUUUCCUCUUUGGCUGCACGAUGCGCUGAGCUGAGGGGAAAAAAGAUUUUAUUAUUUUGAAACUGCAUUUAGGAUGAUGGACCGCGGAAGUCUUUUCAGUAGGGUCAGAAUUUCAGGAACAGUCGACAGAGCCAUGUGACUUGUGUGUAAAUAUUCCUCCCGCGCGUCCAUCUUGAAUCCCGCCCCAACCUCGCCCCGAGUGUCGUCGUCGUCUUGGAUGUGAACGUCUUUUGUUUUUGACUUUCCCAUCAGCAGCUUCCUGUAUGUUUCCCGUUUCCAAGUAAAACAAGUCUAGACUGAGA